Solanum pennellii is the source of this 1727-nucleotide messenger RNA. RefSeq names its product UDP-glucose flavonoid 3-O-glucosyltransferase 7-like. Lineage: Eukaryota; Viridiplantae; Streptophyta; Magnoliopsida; Solanales; Solanaceae. The record is from RefSeq and is a predicted model, not a curated record. The coding region runs from base 136 to 1611 and encodes 491 amino acids. The transcript has a single exon. Gene Ontology annotation, molecular function: UDP-glycosyltransferase activity.
UGUAAACUCCUCAAAUUGUUUAAAAAAUCGCAACAUGACAAGUAAAAGUAAACGGAAGAGUAGUAUAUAGCUAUCUUUAAGAAUUUAUAAGUGUAGUUUCUUUCAAAAUAAACUUCAUUUUCUAUUGUGGUAGCCAUGGAUAACGGGAGCAAGCAACUACACAUCCUCUUCCUUCCUUACUUCGCCACUGGUCAUAUCAUUCCAUUAGUUAACGCCGCCAGGCUAUUCGCCUCUCAUGGCGGCGUCAAAGUCACCAUCCUCACUACCCACCACAACGCCUCCCUCUUCCGAUCUUCUAUUAACAACGAAAACGAAGAGGAAGGCCAUUCCGUUAUCUCUAUUGAGACUCUCAACUUCCCAUCCACUGAAGUUGGAUUGACUGAAGGGAUCGAGAAUUUCAGUUCCGCCUCUUCAACUGAAAUCGCGGGCAAAGUAUUUCACGGAAUUUAUCUUCUGCAGAAACCAAUGGAAGAUAAAAUUCGUGAAAUUCAUCCUGAUUGUAUCUUCUCUGAUAUGUAUUUCCCAUGGACCGUCGAUAUCGCGUUGGAACUCAAAAUCCCCAGGCUAUUGUUCAAUCAAUCCAGCUACAUGUACAAUUCCAUCCUCUACAAUCUUAGGGUUUACAAACCUCAUGAAAAAUUCAUCAAUCAAAUGGAAUCCAAUAGUACUAAUUUCUCGGUUCCGGGUUUACCUGAUAAGAUUGAGUUCAAGCUAUCGCAACUUACAGACGAUCUGAUUAAGCCUGCUGAUGAGAAGAAUGCUUUUGAUGAAUUGCUUGAUCAAACCAGAGAAUCUGAGGAUCGAAGCUAUGGUAUCGUUCACGACACUUUUUACGAGCUAGAACCUGCUUAUGCUGAGUACUAUCAGAAGAUGAAGAAAACCAAAUGUUGGCAAAUUGGUCCCAUUUCGUAUUUUUCUUGUCGAAAAAGAAAAGAGCUUAUCAGUUCGGCUGAUGAAAGUAACUCAUCUGUUGUAGAGUGGUUGAAUAAACAGAAGCACAAAUCGGUCCUCUACGUCUCUUUCGGGAGCAUAGUUAGAUUCCAAGAGGAGCAACUUGCUGAAAUCGCAAAAGCUCUAGAAGCCUCUGCCGUCCCUUUCAUUUGGGUAGUGAAGAAGGACCAAUCAGCAAAAGCCACGUGGUUACCGGAGAGUUUGUUGGAUGAGAAAAAAGGUGUGAUCAUUAAAGGGUGGGCGCCGCAACUAACCAUCUUGGACCAUUCAGCGAUAGGAGGAUUCAUGACACACUGUGGAUGGAAUUCGGUGCUGGAAGCCAUCAUCGCAGGCGUGCCGUUGGUGACAUGGCCAGUGUUUGCUGAACAAUUCUACAAUGAAAAGCUUGUGGAAGUAAUGGGGCUAGGAGUGAAAGUAGGGGCAGAAGUCCAUAACUCCAACGGAGGUGUUGAGAUAUCAAGUCCUGUGUUAAGGAGAGAAAAGAUAAAAGACGCCAUUGAGAGGUUAAUGGGAAAUUCGGAAAUAAGAGAUAAAGCAGUGAGUAUGAGUAAGAUGGCUAAAAAUGCGGUGGAAGAAGGUGGAUCUUCAUGGAACAAUCUCAGUGCUCUCAUUGAUGAUAUCAAGAAUUUUAAUUCUUCCUCAUUGAAGAUCAUGGAUUAACACUUUAAAGUUUUAGUCUUUCUAAUAUGCAUGCAAGAAUCAUAGUCUAUCUAAUAUGUACGUACUAGUUAGUACAACUUAAAUAAAGACAAUACUUUUAUGGUAAACUGACAGUA